AUGGGUGAUACCCUCCUGCGCGUCGCUCCUGGCGUCUCUCAAGCUGCCAGUGCUGGACGGGACUCUGACACGGCCAUUCCACACCACCUGUCCCACGUCCUUCACCAUCGAGCCUCGCCAACCGACUACACUCCUCCCGCUUCACCACAGCCCCAAAUACCAUAUGCUUCCACAAAGGGCUUUGGCGCGCUCCGCUCAAAGCACCCGACCCAGCUCCAGAUGCACACGGUAGCCGCUCAGCCCUACGACCGUCCCGCUUACAGUCCAACGCCUGCCGACAGCCCGACCAUUCCUUCGCCCAAAUACUCUCUACGGCAAAGAGCUCCUUCUCUCCUCCGCCAUGCCGCCGUACCUUCCCCCCGCCAUGCAAACCCACCUUCUUCCACCCCAAUACCCAUGUCCCCAACCGGCGCUUCGGUAAUGUCGCGUCAGGACAGCGCCCCUUGCUCGCCCGACCUUCGCACCAUCUUCAAUCCUCUGGCUAGCAAUCCAGUCAACUCGAAUGGCCCAACAUGGAAUUCAUCUAGCGAAGACCUGCCAGGCCCCCCAGCUGCGACAUUCCGAGCCCGAGGAAUGACUGGCCCCCAAUCAUCUUUUCAGCCGCCACCUUUUCAGCCUUCGCUUAGGUCCGCAACCUCCAUACCAGAUUAUGCACAGCAUCGUGCAAAUGAGCGGUCAAACCUCUCAGGCACGUACAAGCCUAACAGAGGCGUGCCCAACUGGUCUCACAAUGAUUACUACCCUCCCCCAGCUCGACCAUUCCGAAACGAGGAGCCACGAGCUAGCUUUAGAUCUGGAUUCACAAAUGCUUCAUCUAGCCUAAUGGAGACCAGCGGCACAGAGCGAAGUAGCAUCAUUACUGCUCGUAGCUCUAUUGCUAGCGACCUGCACAGUGGCAUGUAUUCAAGAGACCAGUCAAGAGAUCGCAAACGGGAUCGGGAUGACUCCCCAGAAACAACGCUUACUUCAGAUAUUGCCGAGGAAGAAGAACAGCUAGACGCUGUCAGUGACGUACUCGAUUCAUACUACUACGACGAAGAGGAUGAUGACCGCAGCCCGAUUGUCGAGCCGCAUGACGACCAUUUUGGAAAUCCUUCGCCCAGUGGCCUCGACUCUGAACCGCCCGAGCUGUCUCAGACACCAUCCCGCGAUUUCGACUCUCUCGACUCCUUCCAAUCCAACGAAAGUCUCAAGCGAUGGGACGAACGGUCCUACCCACGCGCAGAAGACUCAACAGAGAACCAUCGCGAGCAGAAAAAGCUGCUAACUAUCCGUACGACGUCUGAUUCAGGCUCUGAUCUCGAUGUACACAAUGCAAGCGCAAUAGAACCGAAAACGCUGCAAGUGGACCACAUGCACAAGGGUCAAGUAAGUCCCUACCAGGCUCCGUAUACACCACGGACCAUCCAAGCAGUAGUGCAGCUUCCGAAAAAGAGAUUGUCGGUCACGAUGAAACGGUCCAGCGCAGAUAUGCCUCGUCGGGUCUCAGUCACCCUACAGGCUUUGUCCCUCAGAACCACUGAAACUUCGAAUUUGGGAAGCGCCAAGAAUGCCAAAGGACAUCGUUACUCACAGAGUGCCCACACAAGCCGUUCUCAGAUGGAUAGCAUUCGUCGUGAGAUUUCUGGACUUCCUCAAUUGCCCACUAACAGAUCGCGACUCUCACGUCAAGAUUGGGCAAGCAUUGAAGCCUACUCGAAGCGACACAGCAAACGACCUAGUCGUUCGCGUACCUUCUCACAUGACUCGAGUGCCGGGGCUAAUGGCCCGCAAUCUCCGCCAGUGCAACGAUCACAACCUCUCCCGGAACUUGACGAAGAUGAAGCAAUCCCCCGUCGCGCUUCUACUAGUGUCUUCGAUCGAAAGAGUGCACUGCUCGAUCUGGGCAAGAUGGCCCAGCUAGCUCCGGCUAAAAGUAAGCCAGAGCCAGCCCAAGACUCUGAAAUGUCUUCUGGGCUCCCAAUCCCCGUCGUUAUGCCCGGCCUGCGCAAAACUGCCAUCCCUGUGGAAAGGGAUCGUUAUGGCUUCAAAAAGGCAUCUGAGAAGAUUAGCGUCCAAGAGUACAAUGCCUGGGCAGCGAGAUACGAAGAGCACAUUGCACGUCGACGUGGUAAAUGGAUUGCUUUGAUGCACAAGCAAGGACUAUCAACCGACAACCCUACGACAUUCCCGGAAAUGUGCGAGAAGGUUAAGAGAUAUGCACGCAAGGGUUAUCCUCCUGAGUGGCGAGGUGCCAUGUGGUGGUAUUACUCUGGCGGUCAGCACAUGAUCACACAAAAAGAAAACGUUGGCCUCUACAAAUCGCUUGUAGCCCGUUUACGACGAGAUGAGCUCAACAAGGACGACAGAGAUGCUAUUGAACGCGACCUCGACAGGACUUUUCCCGACAACAUUCAUUUCCGACCCGAGCCAGCGACUGAUUUGCUAGACGGCGAGGACGAUGACGAGCCCGCGCUGAUUCAAGACCUUCGCGAGGUUUUGUCGUGCUUCGCUCUGAACAACCCCAAUAUUGGAUACUGCCAAUCGCUCAACUUCAUUGCCGGUCUGCUGUUGCUCUUCCUUAAGCAAGACAAGGAAAAGGCCUUCAUUCUGUUGACCAUCAUUACGCAAAACCAUCUUCCAGGUGCACACGCCCGUAGCCUUGCGAAUACCGAAGUCAACGUCCUCAUGAUGCUGAUCAAGGAUUACCUACCCAAGGUCUGGGCCUCCAUCAAUGACACUGAUCUCAUCAAUACCGGCGCUGGCUCUUACGCCCACCCCAACUCCAAGUUCCAACGCCAACCUACUGUUGCUCUUUCAUGCACAUCUUGGUUUAUGAGCAUUUUCGUCGGUGUGCUUCCGAUUGAAACCGUCCUUCGUGUGUGGGAUGCUUUCUUGUACGAGGGGCCACGCGCUCUGUACCGCUACGCCCUUGCUAUUUUCAAGCUCGGCGAGCCAGAAAUUAGAAAGUACCGUCCAGGCGAUGGUGAAAUCUUCAUGGCCGUUCAAACACUGCCCAGGCGCUGCCUGGACCCGAACGUCUUGCACGAUCUGGCGUUCGUCAAGAAGGGUUUUGGCAACCUGUCACAACAAGUGAUUGAUCAGAAACGUAUGUUCUGGCGUGAACAAAACAUAAUCGCCCAUCAAAAUUCUGUAAAGAACAACAACGGCCGCCGCCAUCAUGGACAUCAGGUGGAAGACGACGACGAUGGCGACAGAGAUAGCCUCCGGAAGGCCAUGGGCAUGAACGUCCUGCGCCGUCGCGCAUCCCGCAAGUUCCGCAAAAUGGGUAUGAAAUGA
Messenger RNA from Bipolaris zeicola 26-R-13, 3279 nucleotides. RefSeq lists its product as uncharacterized. The record is from RefSeq and is a predicted model, not a curated record. Lineage: Eukaryota; Fungi; Ascomycota; Dothideomycetes; Pleosporales; Pleosporaceae. Bases 1 to 3279 code for a protein of 1092 amino acids. The transcript has a single exon.